This is a messenger RNA of Archocentrus centrarchus (flier cichlid), 2605 nucleotides long. It is a transcript of the gene naxd, whose product is annotated as NAD(P)HX dehydratase. The coding region runs from base 639 to 2546 and encodes 635 amino acids. The record is from RefSeq and is a predicted model, not a curated record. Lineage: Eukaryota; Metazoa; Chordata; Actinopteri; Cichliformes; Cichlidae. The transcript has 12 exons. Gene Ontology annotation, molecular function: ATP-dependent NAD(P)H-hydrate dehydratase activity. Gene Ontology annotation, biological process: metabolite repair.
CUUGGCGUCGUUGGAUGUAGGAGUGUCCGAGCAGCCUUUAAAGGCAUCAUAAGCUUCCUGUACCGCCGCACUGGUUUAGGGCGCCUCAUGAUCAGGAUCACUUGUGUUCACUUGUCAGCGUUGAAGCGCAAUUUCAGUUUAGGUAAGGAGAGCUGUGAGCCACGAACGGGGUCUGUGAGUCGGUGGCUGCAGUCAGACAAACAAUGAGAACAUGCCUCAACAGAUUCAGGCGCUCGCCUUUUGCUCGAUCCCAGUUGCGCUGUCGGUUAUCGCCGCCUUGGCCUGUUUAAACGAGAAAGGUAAAGAGACGGAAGUUAUCUCAAGUUUUUGUUUAUUAAAGCGCAGUCUUAGUGAGCAGCGUUAGACGAGCCGUUAGAAUCUUCUGGUGCUGGCCAUGUUGGUCGAGCAGCUGACAGUUGGCUCGUUAUUCAGGGUCUCUAGGACCCCGCAGACACCAAGCAUGCGUCCGCGGGGCGGAGGACCGGGCGGAGAAAGGUGAAGUUAACCUCAGAGGACUGAUCAGAGCUGAGAGCAAAGAUCCAGAGCAGACGUCCGUCAUAAUCCGCAGUGUCAACAUCUCCAAUCAACUUAUUCUCGGGGUGGAGGUUAAGCUGGGAGCCGGCCUGUUUGGAUCAGCUAUGCAAGCAAACACAACGCGGGGCUUCUUGUGGUCGGACGUAGAGACGAGGACGCUGCUAAACAUCUGGGGAGAGCAGGACAUUCAGGCGGCGCUGGAUGGAAACUUCCGAAACAGCUUCGUGUACCGCGACGUCUCUCGGAGGCUGGGAGCGAUGGGGUUUGAAAGGACGCCCGAGCAAUGCAGGGUGCGCAUCAAAAGCCUCAAGAGGCAGUACUUGUUAGCAAAGGAGGGUAAUCUGCGGAACAACGGGCAGUAUCACAAGAUCUGCAAGUUUUAUGACACCAUGGAGAGGAUAUUGAGUAACCGACCGACUCUGGACGCCCAGGAGUUUAUAGACAGCGGUGCGGGAGGAGAAGAGGCCGUGGAUGGCCCGGAGGAGGAUGGAGAAGAUGCUCAAGAUGCUUACUCGGAGAGCACAGGGGAGUGUCCUUACCCUGCUGAGACUGAAGUGAAGCUGGAAUACCCAACUGUUCCCAUCCCCAUUCCAGUUAAAGUGACAGUGGGAAAUAAUAGCAGCUCUGCGAAACCACUUAACAGCAGCCAGUCAGCCAGCAAUUUGUCAACCAGAGCGUCUAAACGGCCCAGGAAGCGACGUGCUAAUUUCCCCAUGGAAAAACUAAUGGAGCAGUUCCUGGAGCAGAGCGCCCAAGCUGAGGACAACUUCUACCGGAUGGAGGAGCAGCGCUUGCAAGCAGAAGAGCAUCGCCGAGAAGCCGAGCACGCCCGGGAGCUGCACAUGCUUCAGAUGCUUGCCCAGAUGUUUGCCGGCAUCUCCUCUGCCAGACCCGGCUCAGCAGCUGCUCCCUCCAAGACGGCGAAUCCUGCCCGCACUCCCGUCAUCUCCAGUGCCUCCCCAUCACAUACACGUGGCCACUCCAGUCAUCUCAAACGCCCCUCAACCCAGGCAGACUGUCUCACACAGCAGAAUCAGUUUUUGAACGCAGACCCUCAGACGUUAGUGUUUGAACGCUUCUGCGGAUUGGGCUCCACAUCGCACAAAGGCAUGGAUGAUGACAUCCUGUCGCUAGUAAAGACCAUAAUCCCUCCGCUGACAUCCAAAAAGCAUAAGGGGCAAGACGGACGUAUUGGGAUCAUUGGAGGAUGCCAAGACUACACUGGAGCUCCAUACUUUGCUGCCAUCUCUGCUUUGAAAGUGGGGGCUGACUUGUCUCACGUGUUUUGCACCAAAGAUGCUGCAGCUGUAAUCAAAUCCUACAGCCCUGAGCUCAUAGUUCAUCCAGUUCUGGACAGUCCUAAUGCAGUGGAAGAAAUAGAAAAAUGGCUUCCAAGACUACAUGGCCUUGUGGUGGGACCAGGUUUAGGAAGAGAAGACUUAUUACUGAAAACAGCAAAGGAGGUCAUUGAGAAGUCUAAAGCGAGAGAUAUCCCCAUAGUCAUUGAUGCAGAUGGAUUAUGGCUGGUUACACAGCAACCAUCUGUUAUCCAAGGGUACCAGAAGGGCAUCCUUACACCUAACUUCAUGGAGUUCACUCGAUUGUAUGAGGCAUUGCACCAUGAGCCCAUGGACAGCAGUGAUUAUCAGCGCAGCGUCAUGCAGCUCAGCGUAGCUAUGGGCAACCUCACCUUGGUGCUGAAGGGAGAGCAGGAUUUGAUUACAGAUGGCAGUAAAGUGUACUCAUGCAGUGUAGAGGGCAGCGGGAGACGAUGUGGUGGACAGGGCGAUCUUCUUUCUGGGUCUAUGGGAGUGCUGGCACACUGGGCCCAUGCUGCCUCCACAGCAGGAAUGAUCAGAAGUGUGAAUCCAUCUGUGGUUGCUGCAUUUGGUGCUUGUUCGCUCACCAGGCAGUGCAACAGUCAAGCAUUCCAGCGGCAUGGCAGGUCCACCACCACCUCAGACAUGAUCCAGGAGAUCGGCUCAGCCUUCAAAAAGCUAUUUGAAAGCUGAAAACAGUCAGCGACGCAAACUGUUGUACAACGCUAAUUAACACAGCCUUUUUUUUGGGG